Molecule: messenger RNA, 6623 nt
Organism: Diospyros lotus (date-plum)
Lineage: Eukaryota; Viridiplantae; Streptophyta; Magnoliopsida; Ericales; Ebenaceae
Exons: 5
Coding region: 118-6222 (2034 amino acids)
Biological process (GO): DNA integration
Molecular function (GO): nucleic acid binding
Source: RefSeq, a predicted model, not a curated record
UUACAAAAUAAAUUGCCACCAAAGUUGAAAGACCCAGGGAGUUUCACCAUCCCGUGCACCAUUGGCAGCUUAUAUUUUGAACGAUCCUUAUGUGAUUUGGGUGCUAGCAUUAAUUUGAUGCCAUUCUCUAUCUUUCAAAAGCUUGGUUUAGGUGAAGCAAAACCUACAAGGGUGUCAUUGCAGCUAGCGGAUCGGUCCGUGAAACAUCCACGUGGAAUUGUUGAAGAUAUCUUGGUAAAAGUGGACAAGUUUAUAUUUCCAGCAGAUUUCAUUAUUUUGGAUAUGGCUGAAGAUAGGGAUAUUCCCCUUAUUUUGGGGCGACCUUUUCUAGCUACUGGACGAGCUCUUAUUGAUGUGCAAAAAGGACAACUCAUGUUAAGGCUGAAUGAUGAGCAAAUCACUUUUAAUGUGUUUAAAGCACUGAAAUUUCCUACGGCUUCAGAUUCUUGUUUUCAGAUUGAUACUUUGGACAAAGAGAUAGAAAAUACAUUCACUUUGAAUCAACCAUCAGAUCCUUGGGAAGCAUGUGUGAUGCACUCACAAGUUGAAGAUACCGACUCGGCUACGAUUGAAGAAUGUGUCAAAUAUUUGCAAAGAUCUGAACUUAUUCAAAAGGGAAAGCAGUACAAGGCAUUGGGCACGGGACCUCCACGACCUUUACCUUCCAUUCAACAAGCUCCGAAAUUAGAGCUAAAGCAGCUGCCAUCCCAUCUUCGGUAUGCCUAUUUGGGUGAGUCCUCUACUCUUCCAGUUAUCAUUGCUAAGUCCAUUAACCAAGAAGAAGAGGAAAAGUUACUCCGGGUGCUUCGGGAACAUAAAUCAGCUCUUGGAUGGACUAUAGCUGAUAUAAAAGGUAUUAGCCCAUCUCUUUGCAUGCACAAGAUAUUAAUGGAAGACACUUACAAGCCGGUAGUACAACAUCAGCGACGGCUAAAUCCUCAUCUACAAGAAGUGAAGGGAGGUAUUACAGUGGAAAAGAACGAAAAUAAUGAGCUCAUUCCAGUUCGACCUAUUACCGGAUGGCGGGUUUGCAUCGACUAUCGUAAGUUGAAUGAUGCAACACGAAAAGAUCAUUUUCCCCUACCAUUCAUUGAUCAAAUGUUGGAGCGCUUAGCAGGUCAUUCCCACUAUUGUUUCCUUGAUGGCUAUUCGGGAUACAAUCAAAUUCCAAUAGCUCCAGAAGACCAAGAGAAGACAACGUUCACUUGUCCAUAUGGUACAUUCGCCUACCGACGGAUGCCUUUUGGUUUGUGCAAUGCCCCUGCCACUUUUCAGCGGUGUAUGAUGUCAAUCUUCUCUGAUAUGGUAGAAAGAUUUAUUGAAGUGUUCAUGGAUGAUUUUUCGGUCUUUGGUUCUUCAUAUGACGAAUGCUUAAAAAACUUGACACUUGUUUUGAAGCGUUGUGAAGAAACAAACUUGGUGCUCAAUUGGGAGAAAUGUCACUUCAUGGUCCAAGAGGGAAUUGUAUUGGGACACCGAAUUUCAGUUAGGGGUAUUGAAGUUGACAAGGCAAAAAUUCAAGUGAUUGAGAAGCUUCCUCCGCCCACAUCCGUCAAGGGUAUCCGCAGUUUUUUGGGACAUGCCGGUUUUUAUAGACGAUUUAUUAAGGAUUUCUCCAAGAUUACAAAACCUUUAUGCAACUUGUUGGAGAAGGAUGUAAAAUUUACAUUUUCUGAGGAGUGCCUAAAAUCAUUUACCACUCUAAAGGAAAAGUUAAUUUCUGCACCUAUUAUUGUGGCACCAGAUUGGAACAUGCCGUUCGAAUUAAUGUGUGAUGCUAGUGACUAUGCAGUUGGGGCAGUGUUGGGACAACGAAGGGACAAGGUCGUACAUGUGAUUUACUAUGCAAGUCGGACUCUCAAUGAUGCCCAAAUGAACUAUGCCACAACAGAAAAAGAGCUACUAGCGGUGGUCUUUGCUUUCGAAAAAUUUCGAUCAUACCUCAUUGGUUCAAAGGUGAUUGUUUAUACUGAUCAUGCCGCACUGAAAUAUUUAUUUUCAAAAAAAGAGGCAAAACCAAGGCUAAUCCGCUGGGUCCUACUUCUCCAAGAGUUUGAUUUGGAAAUUCGAGAUAAGAGAGGAUGUGAGAAUGUGGUAGCCGACCACCUCUCAAGAUUGGAGCAACAAAAUCAAUCCGAAACAGGGGAUAUUAAUGAAAAAUUUCCAGAUGAGCAGCUUCUAAGAGUGGAACGAGCAAGCAGCGAAACAGAGGUACCAUGGUAUGCCGACUAUGUUAAUUACCUUGCAAGUAACAUUGUACCUCCUGAUUAUGAUUACCAUCAAAGAAAAAAAUUCUUUUCGGAGCUCAAAUUCUAUUUUUGGGAGGAUCCCAUCCUUUAUCGGAGAGGAGCAGAUCAAGUAAUCUGGAGGUGUGUUCCAGAAGAUGAAAAAUGUGAUAAAUGCCAAAGAAUGGGGAACAUCUCCAGGAAGCACGAGAUGCCCUUACAUGGCAUUCUUGAGGUUGAAUUAUUUGAUGUUUGGGGCAUUGACUUUAUGGGGCCGUUUCCAUCCUCAUUCUCCAAUUUAUACAUCCUAGUGGCAGUGGAUUAUGUCUCCAAGUGGGUCGAAGCAGUAGCACUACCAACUAACGAUGGCCGAGCAGUGGUAAGUUUUCUGAAAACGAACAUCUUCACUCGUUUUGGAACUCCUAGGGCCAUUAUCAGUGAUGGCGGGAAGCAUUUUUGUAACCGGCAUUUCGAAGCUCUUUUGGCGAAGUACGGGGUAAGGCAUAAAGUUGCUACGCCAUACCACCCCCAAACAAGUGGCCAAGUGGAAAUUUUGAAUAGAGAGAUAAAGAAGAUCCUUGAGCUUACAGUGAGUACUUCUCGAAAGGAUUGGUCUAAGAAGUUGGACGAUGCAUUAUGGGCAUACAGAACGGCCUUCAAAACUCCGAUUGGUAUGUCCCCAUAUCGCCUCGUUUUUGGCAAAGCAUGUCACUUACCUGUUGAGCUAGAGCACCGGGCAUAUUGGGCAAUGAAGAAGCUGAACUUUGAUCUCAAGCAAGCUGGUGAGAAACGGUUGCUACAGCUAAAUGAAAUGGAUGAGUUCCGGUUGGAGGCCUAUGAGAAUGCCAAAUUAUAUAAGGAGAAAACUAAGAAAUGGCAUGAUCAGCAUGUAAACAGAAAACAAUUUGAGGUUGAUGGCUAUUCGGGAUACAAUCAAAUUCCAAUAGCUCCAGAAGACCAAGAGAAGACAACGUUCACUUGUCCAUAUGGUACAUUCGCCUACCGACGGAUGCCUUUUGGUUUGUGCAAUGCCCCUGCCACUUUUCAGCGGUGUAUGAUGUCAAUCUUCUCUGAUAUGGUAGAAAGAUUUAUUGAAGUGUUCAUGGAUGAUUUUUCGGUCUUUGGUUCUUCAUAUGACGAAUGCUUAAAAAACUUGACACUUGUUUUGAAGCGUUGUGAAGAAACAAACUUGGUGCUCAAUUGGGAGAAAUGUCACUUCAUGGUCCAAGAGGGAAUUGUAUUGGGACACCGAAUUUCAGUUAGGGGUAUUGAAGUUGACAAGGCAAAAAUUCAAGUGAUUGAGAAGCUUCCUCCGCCCACAUCCGUCAAGGGUAUCCGCAGUUUUUUGGGACAUGCCGGUUUUUAUAGACGAUUUAUUAAGGAUUUCUCCAAGAUUACAAAACCUUUAUGCAACUUGUUGGAGAAGGAUGUAAAAUUUACAUUUUCUGAGGAGUGCCUAAAAUCAUUUACCACUCUAAAGGAAAAGUUAAUUUCUGCACCUAUUAUUGUGGCACCAGAUUGGAACAUGCCGUUCGAAUUAAUGUGUGAUGCUAGUGACUAUGCAGUUGGGGCAGUGUUGGGACAACGAAGGGACAAGGUCGUACAUGUGAUUUACUAUGCAAAUGGGUACUCAGGGUACAAUCAGAUAGAAAUUGCACUAGAAGAUCAAGAGAAGACAACUUUCACAUGUCCAUUUGGGACAUUUGCAUACAGGCGCAUGCCAUUUGGGUUAUGCAAUGCUCCAGCCACCUUUCAAAGGUGUAUGAUGAGCAUUUUCAGUGAAAUGGUUGAGCAGAUUGUUGAAGUAUUUAUGGAUGACUUUUCUGUUUAUGGAAGUAACUUUGAGGCCUGUUUGGAGAAUUUGAAAAAGGUUUUAGCAAGAUGUGAGGAAACAAAUCUGAUACUCAAUUGGGAAAAAUGUCACUUCAUGGUGAAACAGGGCAUAGUCUUGGGGCACAUCGUUUCAUCUAGGGGGAUGGAGGUAGACAGAUCAAAAAUUGAAACAAUUCAAAAACUCCCCAUCCCUAGGAAUGUGAAAGACAUCAGAAGUUUUUUGGGACAUGCAGGGUUUUAUAGGAGAUUCAUUGCUUCCUUUAGCACCAUAACAAGACCCUUGUGCCAUUUGUUGUCUCAAGAUGUUCCGUUUGAAUGGAGUCCUGCCUGUCAAAAUGCUUUUGAUAAAUUGAAAGAUGCACUCAUUUCAGCACCUAUCAUUCAGUCCCCUGAUUGGUCCCUCCCGUUUGAACUUAUGUGCGAUGCUAGUGAUUACGCGGUAGGAGCUGUGUUAGGGCAGAGGAAGGAUAAGAAACCUCAUGUGAUAUACUAUGCUAGCAAAACUCUUAAUGAGGCACAAAAGAAUUACACCACUACAGAGAAAGAGUUACUAGCAGUUGUCUUUGCCCUGGACAAGUUCCGAUCUUACCUCGUAGGGUCACUAGUGAUCAUUUUUACUGAUCACGCUGCUCUGAAGUAUUUGUUCACAAAGCAAGAUGCAAAACCCCGUCUGCUCCGAUGGAUCUUACUCCUGCAAGAGUUCAACAUUGAAAUCAGAGACAAGAAGGGAGUAGAAAAUGUGGUGGCUGACCAUUUGUCAAGGAUUCCAAGUCAAGAUCUCACACAAUUUGAUGAACCAAUUCAUGACAAUUUCCCUGAUGAGCAACUGUUUGAAGUGAAUGUUAUUCGUGCAUCAUCUGUUGUCCCUUGGUAUGCUGACAUUGCGAACUACCUGGCAACUGGUCUGAUCCCAGACCAUUGGAGUAAGCAAGAUAGGCAUAAAUUUUUCAGAAAAGUCAGAACCUUCUUUUGGGAUGAGCCCUACCUCUUCAAGUAUUGUCCUGAUCAAAUCAUCCGUAGAUGCAUACCCGAUCAUGAGCAACAAAGUGUCAUCAAUUUCUGUCAUACUCUUGCAUGUGGAGGCCAUUUUUCUGUCAAGAAAACAGUUGCAAAAAUUUUUCAGAGUGGAUUUUAUUGGCCGACAUUGUUCAAGGAUGUGUACAAGUUCUGUUCAAAUUGUGAUCGAUGUCAAAGGUUAGGAAGUCUGUCAAGGAGAAACAUGAUGCCAUUACAUCCGAUCCAAGUGUUAGAAGUUUUUGACUGUUGGGGUAUGGAUUUUAUGGGCCCAUUUGUCAAUUCAUUUGGUCAUGAAUAUAUCUUACUUGCUGUUGACUAUGUGUCCAAAUGGGUAGAAGCAAUCCCGGCCAGAACAAAUGACCAUAGGACUGUCGUGAAAUUUUUGAAAGAAAACAUAUUCAGUCGAUUUGGGAUGCCACGAGCAAUCAUCAGUGAUGGGGGUUCCCAUUUUUGUAAUAAAGUUGUGGCAGGAUUAAUGAAGAAAUAUGGUGUACUGCAUAAGGUUGCAACACCAUACCAUCCCCAAACCAAUGGUCAAGCCGAGCUAGCCAAUAGGGAGAUUAAGCGCAUAUUGGAAAAGACUGUUGCUGCUAAUCGUAAGGAUUGGUCCUUAAGACUAGUAGACGCUCUUUGGGCAUACAGGACAGCUUACAAAACAAUUUUGGGAAUGUCUCCCUAUAGGCUAGUAUACGGUAAAUCUUGUCAUCUGCCGGUGGAAAUUGAGCAUAAAGCAUAUUGGGCAAUUCAUAAGAUCAACAAGAGUCUAACUGAAGCAGGCUUAUCCAGGAAGCUCCAAUUGAAUGAACUUGAGGAAAUUCGGAAUGAAGCAUUUGAAAAUGCACGAUUGGCCAAGGUUCGCAUGAAAGAGUUACAUGAUCGGCACAUCAUUCGAAAAAGCUUUCAGGUAGGGCAACAGGUACUCUUGUACGAUUCUCGAUUGCAUCUAUUCCCAGGAAAAUUGAAGUCUCGAUGGGUCGGCCCUUUUGUAAUCAAGUUCAUCUCAGGAUAUGGGUCAUUUGAGAUAGAAAAUCCGGAGUCAGGACAGCUUCUAACAGUCAAUGGUCAUAGGUUGAAACCAUACCAGGGUAGUGUUGAGGAGAAUGAAGGAGUUGUGGAUUUGGAUGAUCCACCAUCAUCUGAUGAAUAAGGGAAGUUUCAUGUCGUCUGGGAAUCUGACGUUAAAAGACCACCUUUCCAUUUAGGUUAAAUGGAUGUUUAUAGAUCUGAAAAAAAAAAAAUAAAAAAUAAAAAUAAUAAUAAUAAUAAUAAUAAUAAUAAAGAAGUAUAUAUAUAAGUUGUUCAUUUUCUGCAUUACUUAAUUAACUUUGAUUCAAAUAGUGUUUCUCUGUAUGCAGUCUAAAUAAAAAUUUUUCCAUACGAGUUCAUGUAUUGAAGACCGUCAGGUAUGCCUAUCUUCUAUCCUUUUAUUGCCGAUUGAGGACAAUGCGCAAUUUAAGUUGGGGGGUAAGGUGUACUUAUUGAUUUAUUAGUGAAAUAAUUUUGAUUGACUUGAUAAUAUUGUCUUGUGUGAUAUAUAUGAUUUUAUUG